AUGGCUACGACAGACCCUUCCUCGGCCGUUGCGCCGGUUGGAACAUCAGCGCAAGCAACACAGUCUAAGAGAGACAAGCGCCGCCAGUUGAUCUCCGAUCGACUGGCCCAGCUUGACGAUAGGCUGGCUAGAGACAGGGACCAAACCUUCCGCGAGCAACUUCACAAGAUCCAAAUGGACACAAAUCUGGUCAUGAGGAUUGACCCAUACGCUGAGCGACCAUUUGACAAUCUCGAGGAGGAGUACCAACAAAUCCUCCACCAGCUGAACGCCGAUGCGAGCACAACACCACAAUCGUACCUUGGAGCGGCCGGUCCGAGAUUCACAGACUGGAUGAACAAGGUCCAGGACUUGAUGGAGGAGCGUGACUACGCUUUAGCGAAGCACAAGUUUGACUAUGACAAGAAGGUGUCUGAGUACAUGAACACCCACGCCUUUAAGGUCGAGACAGCGAACCGAGAAUACCGCGCGCUCUCCCAAACCCUUCGCGACCGCCUAAUCAACGCCAUUACCACCAAAAAAUUCCGAUUGAAUAAGGAGAAGGAGGCACUGGAAAUCUCCGACUCGUCUGCUCUUCUGCUUCACCCGAACCAGUUCAGCAUCACAAACCCUGCCAGCCCUGGCGGUACCCACGCCAAGCGAGCGACGAGGUUGCGACGAGGAGAGAUUGACGACAUGUCCUUGGACAAUAAGAAGCGAAAGCGCAAUAACAACGACGACGAUGGCUCCCCAGCCCCCCAGCGACGAGCUCUAGAUAAUGCUAAUACCACGCCUCUCUGGCAAACCGACCGCCUAGCAGUGCGCAAGACCACCGGACCAAUCUACAGCAUCGACAAGCUAUUCACCGACAAGGAGCUCUCAAUGACCUACAACACGGCUGCCUUUGCCGCCCACAAAUAUCUGUUGACGCAUAAGCCAAAGUUUGAUGAGAACGGCCGUCCUAUCCAGUCGCCAGACGGUAGCGACUCCGGCAACGGCGAGCACGACGAUGACGGCGACUCGGUUCCCUCUGCGCCCCCAAUGGAGCGCAAUAUUUCGCACGCGACUCGCAGCGGACUUCGUGGCUCAAACAAUCCCAACUUCGUGGAUGACAAGCUCAUGGGAAUGGAGUUGCUCGCCAAUUUUGACUUUCCUGGCAACUUCGACAGGAUGCUUGCUGCAGACCCCAAACUCCCAGCCACAUUCCCAUCCACAUACAUCAAGGGGCACAACAGACUUGAGUACAACACCACCAACAGCCUCGCUAACGACGACGUCAAUGGUGAUAUGAUGGUCAUGCAAGCCCUCAAGCAGUAUGAGCAGGCCAAUGGCCCUGGAUCGAGCUUUGCUGUGGAGAAUGGAAGCCGCAAGCUUCUCGAAGCUGCCUCUUUCCCAGCUAGAGACCACCGCUUUGUUGCUUACCUUCAGGGCGAAAGGCCUUCGGAGAACGAGGUGCGCAAGCGCCUCGGGCUUCCGGUGCUGCCAGAUACAGUCGAGCCUGUUAUGAGCAACGAAAGGAGCAGCACCCCGCGUCCAGGUCAUGGAGGUACACCAGGCCAGUCGCCAGCCAAGGGUUUUGGAGGAGUGCCAAUGAGCCGACAAUCCAGUGCCAAUGGUGUUCCUAUGAGCCGCAGCAGCAGUCGGAAGGGAGGACGUGGUGGACGGGGCGGUUAG
Podospora anserina S mat+ is the source of this 1653-nucleotide messenger RNA. RefSeq lists its product as uncharacterized. Gene Ontology annotation, cellular component: Sin3-type complex. Lineage: Eukaryota; Fungi; Ascomycota; Sordariomycetes; Sordariales; Podosporaceae. Bases 1 to 1653 code for a protein of 550 amino acids. Gene Ontology annotation, biological process: negative regulation of transcription by RNA polymerase II. The record is from RefSeq and is a predicted model, not a curated record. The transcript is spliced from 2 exons. Gene Ontology annotation, molecular function: histone deacetylase binding.